This is a messenger RNA of Dendrobium catenatum, 2064 nucleotides long. RefSeq names its product zinc finger CCCH domain-containing protein 8-like. The coding region runs from base 119 to 1777 and encodes 552 amino acids. The transcript is spliced from 12 exons. Gene Ontology annotation, molecular function: metal ion binding; mRNA binding. Lineage: Eukaryota; Viridiplantae; Streptophyta; Magnoliopsida; Asparagales; Orchidaceae. The record is from RefSeq and is a predicted model, not a curated record.
UUGCCAUUUAAAUCGACGCCUAAUUGUUCCAUAAAAUCUGAUUCCUCUAGUGAAAUCGAAGCCCCAUAAGCACACUCGCGCCGCCAUAAACCCUAAUUCCUCCGCCACUCCUCGCCAAAUGGCCAAACAGAUCUACUAUAGCACGAGCUUCCCCGGCGGCGUUGGAGGCGGUUAUUCCUUACACGGCACCGAGCCCUACCUGCCUGUCGCCAUCGGUUCCUCCUUUUAUUCCACUGAUGGAACCUCCAUUACGGGCGAACAAGCUUCAUACAUCUACGCGACUCAGAGCAAUGGUUUAAGAGCUCCAGGCACGGAAAUACCCGGCGUCGCUAUCUACUCAGCUGGAAAUAUUGGCGCGGGUUUGAAUGCUGUGUCAUUGCGUGGGGCGGACGGGUUGGGCGUCACCACGACGGUGAACGCUGGGUCGAAGAGGUCCGCUGAAGCUCUCUACAAUCAGAGUAUUAUGGCAAAUGGCACUAUUGCGCCAAGUGAUGCUUUAUUAUCUGCAUACUCUUUGGCCAAACGCCCUAAACUCGUAAGUGCAAGCCACCUGCCUAUGUAUCCCCAGCGCCCUGGAGAGAAGGAUUGUGUUCACUAUAUGUUGACAAGAACAUGUAAAUUUGGAGAGGCCUGCAAGUUUGAUCAUCCAGUUUGGGUUCCUGAAGGUGGAAUCCCAGACUGGAAAGAGUCGCAGGUUCCACUUAUUUCUACAACUGAAUCCUUUCCAGAGAGAACAGGAGAACCUGAUUGUCCUUACUUUUUGAAAACCCAAACGUGCAAAUAUGGCUUGAAAUGUAAGUUUAACCAUCCUAAGGUGAAAUCAAGCACUUCAGUGACUGUAGCAGAGAGUGAAGCUAUUCCUAUCAGUUCAAUACUACCAGAAAGGCCAUCAGAAACUGUUUGUUCGUUUUAUGCAAAGACCGGAACAUGUAAGUUUGGUGCAAAUUGCAAAUUUCAUCAUCCAAAGGACAUUCAAAUACAGUCAGCUGGAAAAUACACUGGAUAUGUUGAAAAGAAGGAAUCAACAGCAAACAAUGCUGCUGCAGCUACCGUAGAUAUAAAGCACACUAAGGCAUUCGUCCCAUUCUCACCUGCUACGUUGAGUAAUUCUAAGGGCCUACCUAUUCGACCGGGUGAGUCAGAUUGCCCUUUCUACCUAAAAACUGGCAGCUGCAAAUAUGGUGCUACUUGUCGAUAUAGUCACCCAGAUAGGAUCUUUAUCAAUCCUACACAAACUGCUAAUUUAAGCAAUGCAUUUAUAACUCCAGCCAUUGCUAGUUUACCUAUUGGAGUCAUAAAUCCAGCUGCUAGCUUUGUCCCAAGUAUAGACCCUCGUUUUGCUCAGCUCGGAGUUACUGUAUAUCCUCAAAAGCCUGGUGAAGCUGAAUGUGAUUAUUACAUGAGGACUGGCCAUUGCAAGUUUGGAGAGAGAUGUAAGUUCCAUCAUCCCUUAGAUAGAUCAGCAUCAACUGUAGCUAGUGCAAAGCCAACUCAAGAAAGUGUCAAGCUUACCCUUGCUGGGCUUCCUAGAAGAGAGGGUUCGGUUGCAUGCCCCUUCUAUAUGAAGACAGGCACUUGCAAGUAUGGUGCGGCAUGCCGAUUUGAUCAUCCGCCGCCUGGGGAAGCUAUAGCCAUGGCUCAGCUAAGCCAUGGGAUAGCGGAAGCAGACAAUUCCUCGUCUGGUGAUGAAGUGGAAAGCGACGAAGAAGUGGAAAGCGCCAACGAAGUGGAAAGUGGCGGCGAAGAGGAAGGUGAUGAUACUGAGACUUCUCAGUGAUAUGGGUUGGCUGCUCUCUUUCCAGACGCCCAGUUUUCUCACCAUUAGUUAUAUAAUACAGCUGGUUUGUUUUAAGAUAUCGUUCGUGUUCACAAUUUGGUAAUGAACUGUCGAUUGUGUUUUCUAUUGGAUUGAUAUCCUUAGCUUUGCUCUUUAAUUCCAUUUCCAGGAAAUUUGCCACUGCAAUUCCUUUGUGCAGAAGCAUCUUGUCCCUUUCCUUGCAUAAGAUGUCAAAAUGAAAAAGUUCUUGCAGAUGAAAAAAAAUAGAUCAGAAUUUGUUUUCUUUA